AUGUAUGGCAAUAGCCCCAUGGACAUUUACUACAUCGAGCGAAUUUUGAGCGUGACUAACUUAGUGGAGAAUGAAGUUUAUGCCCUGAUGCUUAAAAGGGCAUGUGAUGUCCAACGUCACCUCAAAGUACCGUACAUAACGGAAAAGUUAGAUUCAAUUUUAGAGUUCAUGAAGGAGAUGACUGGGCCGUUUAUUGGCGGCAACCAUCUGACCAUUGCCGACUUGGACCUCCUGAUCCUGCAGGACUUGGUAAACGCGGCUUACCCGGAUCUUCAGCACGAAGCGAAGGAACGCAUGGCGACAUUGAGGAACAACGUCUUCAAGGACAGGCCUGCCUUGGAACGUUACUACAAGUCACGACCCAAGACGGAAUUCUAG
Messenger RNA from Dibothriocephalus latus, 378 nucleotides. NCBI's taxonomy places the organism in Eukaryota, Metazoa, Platyhelminthes, Cestoda, Diphyllobothriidea, Diphyllobothriidae. The record is from the annotation of a GenBank genome assembly.